CAUAUAAACACAUACAUCACUUCCCCAUUCAAGCCCAAAAAUCAAAAAGAAGAGAAAAUGAGUAGCGGAGAUUGGAUGUGUGGUGCAUGCCAACACUCAAACUUCAAGAAACGCGACGUCUGUCAAAGAUGUCAAUGUCCUAAAUUCGCUACACCAGCCGAAAUUCAAACUCAUGCAAACAAGACGAGGGUGCUAGCAGGCGACUGGUAUUGCUGUUGUGAGGCACACAACUUUGCAAACCGAACCGAGUGUUACAGAUGUGGUGUACACGUGAUGAUGGCAUUCAACUCGUCAAGUAGCUAUCCUUCUUAUGAUGCUAGCCUUCUUCCUGGAGGGAAAGUAGGUGACUGGAUGUGUACUAGGUGUGGGGGACAUAACUUUGCAAGUAAGGUACAAUGCUUUAGAUGCAAAUCACCAAGGGAAUAGGAGUAUUAGAAGUUGUGUUUUUUUUCCUUUGUGCUCCAACAAUGCUAUAUGUUUUCUUGUAUUUUCCUUAAUAUAUGAAGAAAUGAGCACAAUGUUACAUUA
Messenger RNA from Helianthus annuus (common sunflower), 528 nucleotides. Its product is annotated as zinc finger protein VAR3, chloroplastic. Gene Ontology annotation, molecular function: mRNA binding. Bases 58 to 426 code for a protein of 122 amino acids. Gene Ontology annotation, cellular component: cytoplasm. NCBI's taxonomy places the organism in Eukaryota, Viridiplantae, Streptophyta, Magnoliopsida, Asterales, Asteraceae. The record is from RefSeq and is a predicted model, not a curated record. The transcript has 3 exons.